AGCAGCCACCACCACCUUUUGGAAAAGAAAUUAGAAACCAUUCACUCUCUGGUGUGUAUAUAUAUGUGUAAGCUCAUUUCCCUCGAAAUUCUCAACCGUUACUCUCUGUUUCUAUUUUCCGUUCUCUUCAUCGAACAACCUCUUUCGCCGGCGGCGAUAUCUCCGGCCGCCGCCUCGCGGUUCCCCGCCGAAUAUUCCGUUCAUUGCUUCUCAUUUCUGUUAUGCGCCGUCAAUCUUUGUUCGUUCAGGUCUUGAAUUCAUAAAUAAAGGAAACUUAAUAUUUUAAGUUAGCUUUUGCUGUACUCGAAGUUUUGGAAGCUUUUCACAAUGAGUGCAGCUGAAGAUCUUGUGAACAAAACAGAAGCUGGUGGAAAAGAAAGCCAGGACAACCACAUCACAGGUCUUGUAAAAAACAAUGAUGGUGUAAAUCCUGCAAAUCACCAGGCAGCAGGUGGGGCAGAAAGACCUGUAAGUGACCAAACAGAUGUUGACCGAAAUCCUACAAGUGAACAAGUGGGUAUUGCAGGAAAUAUGGUAAACAACCAAGCAGGUGCUGCAGAAACUCCCGCAAAGGAACACGUAACAGGUGGUGCGGAAAAUUCUGUACACAAUGAAGCAGGGGCAUCAAUAAGUGGUAUGAAGGACGAAGCUGGUGUUAUAGACAGUCCUGUAAACAGCAUUGUAACUGCUGCAGAAAUUUCUGUAAGCAGCCAAGCAGAUGCUGCAGCAAACAGAAAAGAAAAUCCAGUUGAAACCCCUGUAGCCUGCAAAGCAGAUCGCCUUCCGGAAGAAGCACAGGAGAUGCUGAAAUCAUUGGCUAGUCACUGGGAGGAUGUACUUGAUGCAAAUGCAUUGCAGGUCUUCCCUCUCAAAGGAGCAAUGACGAAUGAGGUAUUUCAGAUAAAGUGGCCAACUUCGACAGGAGAAACUUCACGAAAGGUUAUUGUUAGAAUUUAUGGUGAGGGUGUGGACGUGUUCUUUGAUAGGAGUCAAGAGAUUCAAACAUUUGAAUUUAUGUCAAAGAACGGGCAAGGUCCUCCUCUACUAGGACGGUUUGCAAAUGGUCGUGUUGAAGAGUUUAUCCACGCACGGACAUUAUCAGCAGCUGAUCUACGUGAUCCUACCAUUUCUGCUCUUAUAGCGGCUAAAUUGAAGGAUUUUCAUGAUUUAGAUAUGCCUGGUGAAAAGGAAGUCCACCUUUGGAAUAAAUUGCGAAAUUGGCUUAGUGAGGCCAAACGUAUAUCAUCCCCUAAAGAAGCUGAAGCAUUUUAUUUGGACACAAUAGACAAAGAAAUCACCCUUUUGGAAAAGGAACUAUCAGGCUCACACCAAAUGAUAGGAUUUUGUCACAACGAUUUACAAUAUGGUAACAUAAUGCUUGAUGAAGAGACCAAUUCUGUGACCAUCAUAGACUAUGAAUACGCUUGCUAUAAUCCAGUAGCAUUUGAUAUAGCCAACCACUUCUGUGAGAUGGCUGCUAACUAUCACACAGAAGAGCCUCAUAUCCUUGACUACAGUAAAUAUCCUGAUCUUAAGGAGCGUAAAAGAUUUGUGCUGGCAUACUUGAGUGCCUCUGAUGGCAGUGAAGUGGAGCAACUACUUCAAGAAAUUGAGAAGUAUACACUUGCAAAUCAUCUAUUCUGGGGCGUUUGGGGAAUAAUCUCGGCACAAGUAAACACAAUCCACUUUGACUACAAGGAGUAUGCUAAACAGAGGUUUCAAGAGUACUGGGCAAGGAAACCUUAUCUUCUAAUAAACUCCGAAGCACCUUCUCCGUAUAAUGUGCCCGAGGGUACAGGAGAACUAGCAUCAGCUCCCAGCCACAAAUCGAAGAACUCUAGUAUCUUCAGGAGGAUGAAGAAAGUUUUUGGUCUGGGUUUGUUCAGGUCUAAGAGCUAGAACAAUAUUUUCCCACUUUUUUUUUCUUUCAUUCUAUAUAUCGAUUACACAAAUAAUGUAUAAACAACCAUUACAUUUCGAUAUUAUAUUUCAUUCCUUUUCUUUCUUA
This is a messenger RNA of Vigna unguiculata (cowpea), 2008 nucleotides long. Its product is annotated as putative choline kinase 2. The record is from RefSeq and is a predicted model, not a curated record. Gene Ontology annotation, cellular component: cytoplasm. Gene Ontology annotation, molecular function: choline kinase activity; ethanolamine kinase activity. Gene Ontology annotation, biological process: phosphatidylcholine biosynthetic process; phosphatidylethanolamine biosynthetic process. Lineage: Eukaryota; Viridiplantae; Streptophyta; Magnoliopsida; Fabales; Fabaceae.